UCCUUGGCCGGUGCAGCGAGAACACCACGCCUCGCCCGCGCCCCGCCUCACUCGCUUCGCCGACCCUCACCACGGCGCUCGACACCCAGCCCUUUCAGUAGAAAAAACCUCUUCGGGCGUCGAUAUAUAUCUAUUUUUAAAAAUCUAUAGAAUCCUUCGCUUCAGUUAUUCUCUCUCUCCCCGAGAAAGAAAGAAAAAAAAAAAAACAGAAAAUUUUUGUUGAAACAGAUGAAUUAAAGAAGUGGAGGAGGAGUUUUUAAAGAGAAAAAAUAAGGUUUUUGGGUUUUGAGUGUGAAGUGUUAUCAUUUUUUUUGGUCCUUCCGUCUCGUUGUGAUCCUGCUUGCUUCCGGUGCGGUUCCUUCGCUCGACUCUUGCCGGCUGCAGGAGGUUGCAGGAUUGGCCGAUCGGAGUUUUGCCGUUUAUUGAAGGAAAGAAAAAGGAAAAAAUGCUCUGGAAAUAAUUCUGAGGACAUUCUAAGUGAAUUUUCAUUGUGCCUUAAUUUCGUGAGAGGACUUUGGUAUUCGUGAGAGAAAAGAAAAAAAAUAAUAAAAGAAAAAACAGAAUUUUAUAACUAACGUGAGAAAAAAAGAUAUAAUUACAAUUAUUAAACCAAUGGUUAUAGUGAUUCUUAUGAAUAAACUUACGUGGAAUAGAAAAAGGGAAAGGAAAUAGAAAGGAAUAGAAAAUUAACACUGAACAAGAGUAAUAAAUAAAGUGAACAGACAUAACAGAAAAGGAAUUUCCUAAAUACUGUGUGCUUUCUGCCUGACCUCUCGUAGUGCUCUAGUGACCUGUGUCGACCUUUCCUGACCUGCGUGGGGGGAAGUGCCGUGCUUGCUUGGGUUAUCUGUGGGCGAUAUGGUUAGAUAACGAUUAUUGAUAGUGUGAUAGUGACUGAGAUGGUGAUGAUGGUGCCUACCUGCCCGGGGCUACCUCGGGGGCUACCUCGGAGGCUAUCGUGGCUCCCGAGGGCUAUCGUCCUCGCCGCUUUUGUACAGGUGGCGGCUGCGUCGGGCCGCUUCGAGCUGGAGGUGGUGGAGGUGCAGAACUCGCAGUCGCAGCUGUGGUCGGGCGAGUGCUGCGGCGGCGCGGGCCGCUCCGCCGCGUCGGCGUGCCCCGCGCAGUGCCGCACCGCCGUGGCACUCUGCCUGAAGGAGUACCAGAGCACGCAGGACGGCGGCAAGGCCCUGCCGCGCCAGGUCCUGGAGACGGGCGGCGCCGCGUCCAAGGGCGCGGGCGCGGGCGCGGGCGGCUGGGGGGGCUGCACCUACGGCAACGACACCUCGCCCGUCAUCGGCGGCUCCUCCUUCACGCUGGCCCAGUCCCCGCCCGCCGCCCACAUCCACCUGCCCUUCACCUUCGCCUGGACGAGAUCCUUCACGCUGAUUCUCGAGGUGCUGGACAUGCGCGCUGGAAUGUCGCAGGAGGCCCGGCAGGUGAUCGACAUGGCCACCUACAGCGGCAUCCUGGUCCCGAGCACCGACUGGCACACGCUGACCCACAGCAGCAACGUGACCCGCGUGACCUACCGCGUGCGCGUCCUCUGCGACCAGAACUACUACAACACGACCUGCACCAAGUUCUGCCGCCCCAGGAACGACAAGUUCGGCCACCACACCUGCGACUCGGCCGGGGACAAGGUGUGCCGCCCCGGGUGGACGGGCGCCAACUGCGAGACAGAUGCCGACCGGGCUGGACUGGCGAGCUGUGCAACGAGUGCGCGCCGUACCCGGGCUGCAAGCACGGCGACUGCGACGGCUCGCCCUGGACCUGCGUCUGCCACCUCAACUGGGGCGGGAUCCUGUGCGACCAAGAUCUGAACUACUGCGGCCGGUACCCGUGCCACAACGGCGGCACGUGCGAGAACACGGCGCCCGACCAGUACCGCUGCACGUGCCCCGAGGGGUUCUCAGGACCCAACUGCGAGGUGGUGGAGGACCCUGCGCCCCGGGGCCCUGUCUCAAACGGCGGCACGUGCAGGGAGGUCAACGGGGGCUUCCAGUGCACGUGCGCCCCCGGCUGGACCGGCGACACGUGCCAGAGCAAUGUGAACGAAUGUGAGACGGAGCCCUGUGAACACGGCGGAACUUGCAUCGAUGAAGUGAACGGCUUCUCCUGCAACUGCACGCCGGGGUGGGAGGGAAACACGUGCCAGUUCGACUCGGACGAGUGCCAGGGGCGGCCGUGCAUCAACGCCAAGGCCUGCCGCAACCUGGAGGGCGACUACGAGUGCGACUGCCGCAGGGGCUGGAAGGGCAAGAACUGCGACGUCAACAUCAACGACUGCAGCGGCCAGUGUCUCAACGGCGGCACCUGCAUCGACCUCGUGGACGACUACCACUGUGCCUGCUCCAAGGGCUUCACGGGCCAGAACUGCGAGGCGGACGUGGACGAGUGUGCCAGCAACCCGUGCCACAACGGGGGCGAGUGCGCGGACAAGGUGGCACACUACCAGUGCAUCUGCCCCGUGGGUUACUCGGGGCUCCAGUGCGAGAUCGACAUCGACCUCUGCAACCCGAACCCGUGCGACAACGAGGCUCCGUGCAUCAACACCCAGAACGACUACUACUGCAACUGCCCCGAGCAAUGGGGCGGCAAGAACUGCUCGCAGCCCCGCCCGGCCUGUACGCAGCCGCCGUGCCAAGUGGUGGACAGCUGCCUCGUGCCUGACACCCGCGACCCCGGCCCCGUCAGGCUCGUGCCCUCCAACAUCUGCGGCAGGCACGGCCGCUGCGUCAGCCACGCCGACGGGAACUUCUCCUGCGUGUGCGUCCCGGGAUUUACCGGGCAGUAUUGCCACAUCAACGUGAACGACUGCGAGUCCUCUCCCUGCGCGAACGGCGGAACGUGCGUGGACCUCGUCAGCGGGUUCCAGUGCGUGUGCGACCAGGGCUGGGAGGGGCCGACCUGCGACCGUGACACGGACGAGUGCGCCGACCAGCCGUGCCGGAACAACGGCACGUGCGUCGACGGCAAGGUGGACUUCGCGUGCACGUGCCCCGAGGGGUGGAAGGGGCGCACGUGCGCGUCCACCACGUCCCACUGCGACGCCUCCACGUGCCAGAACGGCGGGGUGUGGCGCCGACCUGGGCAGGGGCGGCCUUCGUGUGCCGCUGCCCCGAGGGCUGGAAGGGCACCACGUGUCAGAUCGCCGAGCGCCGCGCUGCGACUCGUCCCGUGCAAGAACGGCGCCACGUGCGUCAACACGGGCGACGGCUUCACGUGCCUGUGCCAGGACGGCUGGGACGGCGCCACGUGCCAGAACAACAUCAACGAGUGCGCCACGUACCCCUGCUACAACGGCGGCCGCUGCCUGGACGGCAUCAACACGCGCGUGUGCAAGUGCGCGCCGGGCUUCGCCGGCCCCGACUGCCGCAUCAACAUCGACGAGUGCGCGUCGUCGCCCUGCGCCUUCGGCAGCACCUGCAGGGACGGCCCCGGUUACUUCCGCUGCGUGUGCCCGCCGGGCCGCACGGGCCACCGCUGCGACCGCGUCGAGCUCCCCAACGACACGGGCGUCGACACCCCCAAGCCGUGCUUCUGGGACGGCGAGCUGCGGCAGCACGGCGCCGUCUGGACGCACCAGUGCAACUCGUGCCAUUGCAGCCACGGCACCGCCUCCUGCUCCGCCGUCUGGUGCGGCCCCGAGAACUGCCUGCGCUCGCGCGACCCCGCGCACUACCCGUGCAAGCCCGUGCAGGUGUGCGUGCCGGGGCCGCCCGAGUGGUGCCUGGCGGGCGCGUGCGAGCCGUGGGGCGAGUGCCGCGACCUGAGCCACGACGAGCAGAAGGUGGCGCCGCCCUCCAACCCCGGCCCCGAGGACUGCCAGCCCAACCGCGCCACGCUCAACAACGCGUGCGCGCGCCUCACGCUCGUGCUGGACCGCGCGCGCCUGCACGUGGGCGCUCGCGUGCAGACCAUGUGCCGCGGGCUGCGCGCCGCCUGGGCGGGGCGCCACGGCCACACCGCCACGCCCUCGCCCGUCAUCCUGUGCGGCCUCGUCGCCGGCACCAACGACACGGUCGAGGUCACGCUGUCGUAUCCUACAGGAGGGCCUCACGGCGACGUCACGGUCGCCGCGAAGACCCUCGGCGAGCUGGUCAGCAAGAGGCUCACCACCGUCAGCGCCCUCACCGCCGUGGUCGAGGUCAAGGUGGAGACGACGGUCGUCAGCGGCGAGAACCCAGGCAUCGCCAACGGGGUCCUGGCGGCCGUGACGGUGGUGCUCGUGGUCCUGGUGAUCCUGGCGGUGGCGGCGCUGGGCUACUGGCAGUGCCGGCGGCGCCACCUGCAGGCGCACCACCGCAACGCCUUCCCCGUCACUCGUCGGCCAAAGCUGGCCGAGGACGCCCACGCCGAGAAGUCCAACAACGAGAACGAGGAGAAGCUGUGGCGCUACCACAACCCCCUCAAGACCUCGUCCUUCUGCGGCGGCCCCGGCGACGAGGCGGGGCCCUCCUGCUCGCGCGUCACGCCGCAGGGCCCCGGCGACCCGCGGGUGGCGCCCCUGGGCUCGCCCGUGGGCCUGAUCCAGGUGCCCAAGGCCAGCCUGGCCACGCCCGAGACGGACCUCAGCGACUGCGAGUCCCCGACGCACGGGCUGCCGGCGGCCAUGCGCAAGGUGCAGAACGCCGACGUGGAGCGCAACAUCACCCCGCACGACCCGGCCUGCAAGAGCAUACAGAAGGAGAUCAACCUGAAGGCCAUCUCGCCCCGGGCGGCGGAGGCGGACCACAUGACGAGCGAGGUGGUCGUAUAGCAGAAGGACUUCGGUCCUCCCUCCUGCAGGACCCCAAGCGUGAUGUGGGAGGGCGUGCUCGUGUGCGUGCCCGCGGCCCGCCCCUCGCGCCUGCCAUGUUCCCAAGUGCCUAAGCCACGAGUGUGUUCACGCGGGGAUUUCCCCUUCUG
Molecule: messenger RNA, 4908 nt
Organism: Penaeus vannamei (Pacific white shrimp)
Lineage: Eukaryota; Metazoa; Arthropoda; Malacostraca; Decapoda; Penaeidae
Source: RefSeq, a predicted model, not a curated record